CUAUGCUUAAAAAAGAUAAAAGAAGAUAAUCUCCUUAAAACAAGAUAAACCUCAGAUUGCAUUACAUUAAAAUAAAACGAGAAAACGCAAAACGCGCACCACCAACAAUUUCAAAACCAAAAAAACUUGUCUAUAUAUAACGUGAUUAACUCCUGCAUUGAAAAAUGACCUGGUGAUAAUUUCUUCUCAAUUCAAAUACAUAAAUAAAUAUCAAUAAAAUGGCGGGCCGCGACACAUUCCAGCUGCGUUUUGCAGCAGUCGCGGCAUCCGCCGCCGUAUUGAUCUUUCUCAUGGCUGGUCAAGUCGCGGAGUCGCGUAUGAUCAAUAUCUGCUCUCACACCGCGUAUCCAUCUUUGUGCCGACCUCUGGUGAAACGUGUCACGAGCCCUAGAAAAGCCACGCACCGAACCAUCCAAGCUUUGGAGGCUAAGACGAAACUAGCUCUAGCCGAAACAGCUAGGUUCAAAAACGGUAACCAAGCGGUCAGCACGUGUUACGAGACAUUGGGCGACGCGGUUUACAAUUUGGCAAGCGCGAGAAAGAGCAUAAGGAAACGUGAUGUGCCGGCGAUGAACACGUAUCUAACUGCGGCUGUGUCUGAUUACGGUGCAUGUGUGGACGGGUUCAUUGAAACACAACAGGUUAAUGCGAUCCAAAAUGCAGUGGUUGACUUGAGAAAAAUUAGCAGCAAUUGCUUGGCGUUGUCUACAUUGAUUAGAUGAUCGAUUUAAGAGAACAAUUGAUUUAAUUUUUCUCAAAACAAAAACUAAUUAAUUGAAGAAAUAAAAAAUCUCAAGCAAUUAAAAUUUGGGUUUCUUUUUGUUGUUUUUGUUUUGAGAGAGAUGUUUGUUGUUGAUCCAUCAUUCGUAUGUAACGCCACUGGGUGUAACUAAUUAUAUUUGAAUUUCGUGUAAUUAAUAAUCGCUAGUAGAUUUUUUCAUAUUCAAC
Molecule: messenger RNA, 948 nt
Organism: Arabidopsis thaliana (thale cress)
Lineage: Eukaryota; Viridiplantae; Streptophyta; Magnoliopsida; Brassicales; Brassicaceae
Product: Plant invertase/pectin methylesterase inhibitor superfamily protein
Exons: 1
Coding region: 219-722 (167 amino acids)
Molecular function (GO): pectinesterase inhibitor activity; enzyme inhibitor activity
Source: RefSeq, marked reviewed